Molecule: messenger RNA, 591 nt
Organism: Marasmius oreades (fairy-ring Marasmius)
Lineage: Eukaryota; Fungi; Basidiomycota; Agaricomycetes; Agaricales; Marasmiaceae
Product: histone H3
Exons: 4
Coding region: 56-472 (138 amino acids)
Cellular component (GO): nucleosome
Molecular function (GO): structural constituent of chromatin; protein heterodimerization activity; DNA binding
Source: RefSeq, a predicted model, not a curated record
UCCCAAACCACCACCACCACUACUUUUUCAUCACACAAAAGUCUCUACAUUCACAAUGGCCCGAACGAAACAAACAGCUCGUAAAUCUACUGGAGGAAAGGCACCUCGUAAACAAUUGGCAGCCAAGUCUUCUGCUCGCAAGUCUACUGCAGCAGCUGCUGGAGGAGUGAAGAAGCCUCAUCGAUUCAGGCCUGGAACAGUUGCUCUUCGUGAAAUCCGAAGAUAUCAAAAGUCGACGGAGUUGUUGAUUAGAAAGCUUCCUUUCCAACGACUUGUUCGUGAAAUUGCCCAAGACUUCAAGACUGAUUUGCGAUUCCAAUCGUCUGCUGUUAUGGCUCUUCAAGAAGCUGCUGAGGCAUAUCUUGUCUCGCUGUUUGAAGAUACGAAUUUGGCAGCUAUUCAUGCGAAGCGUGUUACUAUUCAACCCAAGGAUCUUGCCCUUGCCCGUCGUCUCCGUGGGGAAAGAACAUAGAGCUGUUUUUUAGUCGUUUCUUAUCAUUAUUCUCGCAUUCUCUAUUGUACUUGCAUUUGUAUCUUUCAUAACACGACCUACUCCAUUCCACAUCUUACAUUGUGCGAGUUCAACCAGGC